CUCAGCCCGAGAAGAGGCUCCACGCCGGGCGGGGAUGGGGCCUGGAACCAUCUGGGUCUGAGCGGGGGGCGCUGGCGCCUCUUGUCCCUCACCCUCCCCAGGACCCUUGAGAUCCUGGGCCAUAGAGGCCCGGUCAGACUAAGGGCCUGGGGAUGACCCUGCCUGGCCCCCUUGCCCUGACUGGCAGGGGGGCCGGGCUGGGCAGCAGCCUCCCUCUCACAGCAGCCAUGGAUCUCCUGCCCCCCAAGCCCAAGUACAACCCACUUCGGAAUGAGUCUCUGUCAUCGCUGGAGGAGGGGGCUUCAGGGUCCACCCCACCGGAGGAGCUGGCUUCCCCGUCGGCCUCGUCCCUGGGGCCCAUCCUGCCACCUCUGCCUGGGGAUGAUAGUCCCACUACCCUGUGCUCCUUCUUCCCCCGGAUGAGCAACCUGAAGCUGGCCAACCCAGCUGGGGGGCGCCCGGGGCCCAAGGGGGAGCCAGGAAGGGCAGCUGAGGAUGGGGAGGGGAUCGUAGGGGUGGCCGUGCCAGACUCAGGCCCCCUGCCCCCCCUCCAGGACAUGAACAAGCUGAGUGGAGGCGGCGGGCGCAGGACUCGGGUAGAAGGGGGCCAGCUGGGGGGCGAGGAGUGGACCCGCCACGGGAGCUUUGUCAAUAAGCCCACGCGGGGCUGGCUGCAUCCCAACGACAAAGUCAUGGGACCCGGGGUUUCCUACCUGGUUCGGUACAUGGGCUGUGUGGAGGUUCUGCAGUCAAUGCGUGCCUUGGACUUCAACACCCGCACCCAGGUCACCAGGGAGGCCAUCAGUCUGGUGUGUGAGGCUGUGCCCGGUGCCAAGGGGGCGACAAGGAGGAGAAAGCCCUGUAGCCGCCCGCUCAGUUCCAUCCUGGGGAGGAGUAACCUGAAAUUUGCGGGGAUGCCAAUCACUCUCACCGUCUCUACCAGCAGCCUCAACCUUAUGGCCGCAGACUGCAAACAGAUCAUCGCCAACCACCACAUGCAGUCUAUCUCCUUUGCGUCCGGUGGGGACCCGGACACAGCUGAGUACGUCGCCUAUGUUGCCAAAGACCCGGUGAAUCAGAGAGCCUGCCACAUCCUGGAGUGUCCCGAAGGGCUCGCUCAGGAUGUCAUCAGCACCAUCGGCCAGGCCUUCGAGUUGCGCUUCAAACAAUACCUCAGGAACCCGCCCAAGCUGGUCACUCCUCAUGACAGGAUGACUGGUUUUGAUGGCUCAGCUUGGGAUGAGGAGGAGGAAGAGCCACCUGACCACCAGUACUAUAACGACUUCCCCGGGAAGGAACCCCCUCUUGGGGGAGUGGUGGACGUGAGGCUUCGGGAAGGAGCCCCCCUGGGGGCUCCUCGACCCACUCCACCCAUUGGCCAGACCCCCAGCCACCUGGGAGCAACGCUGCCGGUGGGGCAGCCUGUUGGGGGAGACCUAGAAAUUCGCAAACAGAUGCCACCUCCACCGCCCUGUGCAGGUAAAGAGCUCUUCGAUGAUCCUUCGUAUGUCAACGUCCAGAACCUAGACAAGGCCCGGCAAGCAGGGGGUGGGGCUGGGCCCCCCAAUCCUGCCAUCAAUGGCAGCACGCCCCGAGACCUCUUUGACAUGAAGCCCUUCGAAGAUGCCCUUCGGGUGCCUCCGCCUGCCCAGGCCGUGGCCAUGGCUGAACAGCUCCGAGGGGAGCCUUGGUUCCACGGGAAGCUGAGCCGGCGGGAGGCUGAGGCUCUGUUGCAGCUCAACGGGGACUUCCUGGUGCGAGAGAGCACGACCACUCCAGGACAGUAUGUGCUCACUGGCUUGCAUAGUGGGCAGCCCAAGCACCUGCUGCUGGUGGACCCAGAGGGCGUGGUUCGGACAAAGGAUCACCGCUUUGAGAGUGUCAGCCACCUCAUCAGCUACCACGUGGACAAUCACUUGCCCAUCAUCUCUGCGGGCAGUGAACUAUGUCUGCAGCAGCCCGUGGAGCGGAAGCUGUGAUCCAUCUCAGUGCUUUCUCCCCGAAGGGGCGCUCCCACCCCUUCCACCCUAUUCCUUGAUUCUCAGGACCUCAUUUGGGAGUGUUCUGUGGGCUUGGCCUUGUGGUGGAGCCCGGAAUAGUGUGGACACAGUUCAGCAUCCGGCUGAAUGUGAGGGUUUGUCAAUAGCCGGGGGUAGAAUCCUGUUUCUCCCCAAACUUUACCAAAGUAUUACUGUACAGAGUGGCUCCCUUCCCUGGGCCUUUCCUGUGCCAAUCUGAUACCCCCUUCCCCAAGAAGGCGGGUGCUUGAGGCCUAGGCAGUGUGCCUCCUUGAAGUGAGAAAGGCCUAAUGGGGCAAUCACCUUUCCAGGGAAGGGGGAAUGAAUCAUGCCUUUGGUCUACCCCUGGGCUCAGGGUACCCCCGACGCCUCUCAACAGCCCUCCCUCCAAAUGGUUAAACUUUGUGCCUUUGACCAUGUCCUAGGUCUGAAGAUACUUUAUGCAAAGAGUUCUUGAGCCCCUGAGGUUGAGGGUGGGGGUGCUGACACCUUCUUGGCUUCUGGGACCCUGUCCUCUCCUUGCUCAGCACCCCCUCCAGUUUGGGUUGGGAGAACAGAGGCAGGAAUGGCAGCUGUCCCCUCUCCCUGGGGAUAGGCAACCCUUAGAGAUUGCCUCAGAGCCCCCCUUCCUGGCCAGCGGGGGGGGAUGGACCCCUCCCUUGCUCAGUGCCUCCUGGCCGGGGGGGGGGGGGCCCUCACUCAAGGGGUCUGUAUAUACAUUUCGUAAGUCGUCCCCCCCCCACGUUGCAUGCAUAUUAUACUCUACAGCCAAAGCAUAGUCCUUGGU
Odobenus rosmarus divergens (Pacific walrus) is the source of this 2805-nucleotide messenger RNA. RefSeq names its product SHC (Src homology 2 domain containing) transforming protein 1 (gene SHC1). Gene Ontology annotation, molecular function: receptor tyrosine kinase binding. Gene Ontology annotation, biological process: cell surface receptor protein tyrosine kinase signaling pathway; intracellular signal transduction. The record is from RefSeq and is a predicted model, not a curated record. Gene Ontology annotation, cellular component: plasma membrane. The coding region runs from base 153 to 1979 and encodes 608 amino acids. Lineage: Eukaryota; Metazoa; Chordata; Mammalia; Carnivora; Odobenidae. The transcript has 12 exons.